UUCCUCGACAACAACAUUAUCGUUAUCACCGUCGUCACCACAGUCAGUAUCAUUUGAAAAAUUGUCUACGCCACAUCAAUUUCAAAGGAGUAGUUAUAAGAACACUUCUUCAAAAAAGUAUGCGUCGUUUAUAUCUGAAAAACGAUCAACUGUCUCUCCUUCUAAUGCGUACAAAAGUCAUUCUAAAUGCUAUCUACUGGCUAUAUUCUGCCUUAAACAUAUGCUGGAAAUGUAUGGACCCCAAGUUAUCAUAAAUUGUUGGCCUAUACUUAUGAAUAGUGAUUGCCUGCAGACAACAGCUUCUGAAGACAAAUCCUUCAAUUGGACUGCAUCACAUGGGAUCUCAAAACCUGAUAUGCUUAACUUGUAUUUUAAAACGAAUGAUGUAAGAAUUAAACAGAUAUUACUAGAAAUACUUGUUCAUCUGCUGUCGCAUGUUAAUAAACGUUUUGCUGUCGCUGAAGAUCUCACUCCUUAUUCUGCUUCAUUUAUACCAUAUUCUGUUAAAUUGGCUAUGGAGUUACGUCAUUUACAUCGUCGUCUAGUGUUAGCAUUAUCUGUUGAAAAAACAUAUGCAUUCCAGGCUUUACUACUCAAAGCAUUGGGUGCUCUUGUUCUGAUAACACCAUAUCAACGUCUUCAACCUGGCCUUUUAACAUCAUUACUCCCAAUGAUCAAUCAUCUACUACAACCAGUAAAGCUGAAUGUAAGUCGGCCAGCUGAUAUCCGAUCUGGAUGCUUGUCAUUGUUAGGCAACAUACUGGGCAAGGUGAAUGGACCUUUGAUUGAGGUCUUCCAGAUUUUAUCGCCUGCACUGGAUUUCCCAUACGACAAUACUGUUAGCCCAAGGAAUAACUUAAUGAAACCAACAAAUUUAUCUCCAACAAAUAAUUCAAGAAGUUCCUACUCGUAUUUCAGCCACACAUCUACGCCUUGUUGGCUUGUUCAAGUUUGUCUACGCCUCAUUCAUCCUGAUAUCGAAUCUAUUGAAUGGGAUACAAAAGCAACAACAAUAACAACAACAACAACUACUACAGCGAAUGAAAUCAACAACGCUUCAUUCAAUAAUCUUGAAAAUGAUACAAAAUCUUAUGAAACUUGUAUAUUUCAUCCAUUACAAGUUCGUAAAGAAGCUCUUGUAACACUGCAUCAAUUUAUUCCAAAUUAUGCCAAUUUUCUACAGCCAAGUUUACCGCUUAUCAUGAAAGCGUUGAUUUUCUGUAUACAGGAGAAACAAGAAAUUAAUGCAUUACGGACGUACAGUUUAAGAUUCCUAACUACUCUGUUGCCAUAUUUAACUAGUUGUUGUUAUGCCAACAAUAUUCCUUCACAGCAUUUCGAUGAGAAUCAAAGCAUGCCUAGAACAACAACAACAACAGAACCAAGCAUCAAUGCUAACUUACUGCUCAGUGAACAAAUGACUAACAUUCAUUUAACAAAAGCAGAUAAUAUUGAAGAUCACAGUAAUCAGAUAGUGAACACUGCAGACUGUUCCAAGAAUAAUAACAAUAAUAAUUAUAACUUUCAUAAUAAUAAUAAUAAUACUAGUAAUACUAUUACUAUUAAUUCUAAAUUACACAUAGAUGAGAUACAAGUUAUCUCAUGGUGGCAAACAUUUUUACCAUUCAUACUGAAUAUUCUUCAAAACAGUACAGUCAGCAUUGAUAGAUCAUGGUGCUGUCGGAUAUUAACAUGCAUUGAUAGCCAACUUAUGGAUUUAUUUGAAAAGCCUAAAGAUGAAUCCAUUCUAAUUGAUAUGAACACAAUAAGUGAAUCACUUUGGCGUGCGUUAGAUGUAGACGAUGAAACAUUAAAUGCUGAAGCUUUGCAUGCUAUUGGAACGCAUAUCUUGUAUAAACCCUUCGAAUGUCAUCUAAACCGCAUUGUUCGAUUACUUGAAAAAUCUCAGGAAUUAUGGUCUGUCUAUCAAUCAAAUUUUAUCGGAAUUGAGUCUGCCUGGUGUAUAGGGAAUUGUUUAAUAGUGUUAGCUAAAAUCAGAGAAAAGGCUGUGAAUAGUGUGGAUGGAAAUACACUUGACUGGAAUAGACUGAUUCAAACAUGUUGUGAGUUGUGUUCUACGGUGGAUAAAUCGACGAAGGUAAAUCAUGAAGUGAAACGAUCAACAAAGGUUGAAAUUGCAGGAAAAAAUGCGUUGCCAGCUGAAUGCGAAUCAGUUAAAACCACUAUUAAUAAUAAUAAUAACAACAAUAGCACAGUAGACGGUGUCAUUAAAAACCCAGAUGACCAUCGUUGUGAAAAUGGAGCUAAAGCAUUGGGUUAUGCAUUGGGAGUACUGGCUCCUGGUAUGAUAAAGAAACAAGAAAUAAUUAAUGAAAUGGUUAAGACAUUGUGCCAAGCCUUAGUAUUGGACAAAAUCAACGGAGCUGCAAAAGUUCGUUGGAAUGCAAAUUAUUCAGCCGGCCAUCUAUUUCGUAAUCAAUUACUUUGGAGGGAAUUGAUUAAAAAUCAUUUAUCAAUCGAUAAUGCUAUUGAAGACGAGAAGGAUAUUUGGUCAGUCAUUAUGCAUAAAUCUAUUCAUACUGACGCUGACUGUCAAUUGGAUCCAAUAACAUCUUCGCAGAGUAUACUGGAAUUAAGUGACAUCGUCAAAUAUUUAUGCAAAACCAUAACAUAUGAUAGAUAUUUCAAGGCUCGUGUCCGUGCAGCAAAAUCAUUAUAUGCAAUAUAUGAAUACUCACCGUAUGAUUAUCCCAAGAGUAUAAUUCAUUUAUUUACAACUAUUAUUAUCAAUAAACAAUUAACCAGUAGAACCACUCUGACAAUAAAUGAUCUCCCAGUCAUGUGGAUCAUAGAAGCAUGUAUUCAUACUUUAAUUAAUACACAGUGUACGCUACAAAAAGCUUACAGUAUUACGCAGGAUUUAUGCCCAAGUACAACAAUAACAAUGAAAUCGUCAACACCACUUCAACACCAUUUAACCGAAAAUAAUUAUCGUGAUCAAUCUGUUGUCAUGUCAGUGAUUCUACUCUUUCAAUCUCUAUACUAUUUAUUAAUACUUAUAAAAGAUUUAUCAAUUUCUAGUUACAGCGAGGCUAGAUUUUGUGCUGAAAUGAUAUGUGCGCAGUUGGAAAAUUUAUUCAAUUUAAGCGAUUUAAACAAUCCUGUUGUAAUUGAACAAAUCAAUAAUUUAAUCGAGAUUAGCUUACAAUCAACUGGUGAAUACUUGAAAUGUAUUCAAACAAUAUUUUUCGAUGAAAUUUCAAUGAAAUCUUCCACUAGCCAUGAUGCUUAUUAUUAUUGUACUAGUAUAAACCGUACAAUCGCUAAUGUUGUCAAUAUAUUUAACGAAUACAACAAGUGUGAAAGCACAGUGUUCAUGGAAUUGCGCAGUUUGAUGAAGUUUUUAUCCAGUUGUUCUUCAGUCAAUAGUUAUUCAACAGAAGGGUUACAAUCGGCAGUGGAUGAAAAAUAUUUGGAAGAAAGACGAAGAAAAUCACAGCGGUCUGAUGCCUCAGGAUUUCGACAAGUUUAUGACUGAAAUGUUUCAAUUACUCUCUCAAUUAGAUUUUAUGUUUGCUUAAUUCUUUUUUGUAACUCGUUUGUUUAUGUGUGUGUGUGGUUAGAUUUCUGAAAUAGUCGUAAUGUAUGUGCAGUUUGUAUUUUUUAAUGAUAUUGUGAAUGGGAAUACCAUCUAUGGGACAAUUUUUUUAUGAAGUAAUAAAACCGAAGAUGCAUUUA
This is a messenger RNA of Trichobilharzia szidati, 3699 nucleotides long. The record is from the annotation of a GenBank genome assembly. NCBI's taxonomy places the organism in Eukaryota, Metazoa, Platyhelminthes, Trematoda, Strigeidida, Schistosomatidae.